Messenger RNA from Nicotiana attenuata, 1305 nucleotides. Its product is annotated as probable receptor-like protein kinase At1g49730. Lineage: Eukaryota; Viridiplantae; Streptophyta; Magnoliopsida; Solanales; Solanaceae. Gene Ontology annotation, cellular component: plasma membrane. The coding region runs from base 116 to 1048 and encodes 310 amino acids. The record is from RefSeq and is a predicted model, not a curated record. Gene Ontology annotation, biological process: protein phosphorylation. Gene Ontology annotation, molecular function: protein tyrosine kinase activity; ATP binding. The transcript is spliced from 7 exons.
AAUAUAUUCCAUUUUUAAAGUCAGAAGCAACAAUGGGUCAUAAUGAGUUAACUGACCCACUUUCCACUCUUAUUAACAGCUCCUCCUUUUUCUCCUUCUUCUGCAUUAUCUGUCAAUGGAAGCUUUGAUCUUCAAGAUCAGGCUUCUUCUUCUUGCUUGGUUCCAUUUCAGAUCUCAUUCAGGUCCAAUAUCCUUGGUGAAACAUUUUUCUUAUAAAGAUAUAAAGAAAGCAACUGAUGGUUUUAGGAGAGUUGUUUAUAUCUCUUCCAAAAGAGUUGCUUACAGAGCCAAAUUUCGAAAUGGCCAUGCUGCGAUAGUAAAAGAAGUCCGAGCUGCUGAAGAUCAGGAUGAUACUGCCUUCUAUAGGGAGGUACAGUUACUCGGUCGUUUACAUCAUCGGCAUAUUGCUGCACUUAGUGGGUUCUCUAGUGGCCCUAAGAGGUUUCUAGUCUUUGAAGAUAUGGAAAAAGGAAGUCUGAAGGAACACCUCUCUGAUCCUCUGAAGACUCCAUUGAACUGGAGAAUACGGUUGCAGAUCGCCGUUGGCAUUGCUGCUGCUGUGGAAUAUCUCCAUUUCUUUUGUGAUCCACCUAUGUACCACGUUUCAAUCAGUUCAAGUACCAUCAUGCUGGACGAGAACUUUACAGCUAAACUCUGUGAUGUUAGCCUUCUUUGUUCAAUUGAGAACAACAUUCAACCGCCAAAAUCUAAAUGCUCCAAAGAAUGUAGAGAUGAGAUUUGCAAACAUACAAUCUACCAGCUUGGUUUGUUGAUUCUUGAGUUAGUCACGGGUCAAUCCUCGGAGGACGGAGGUGUUGACUUAGUUCAGUGGGUCCAAGAUUCUCGUCUCCGGAGAAGGUCCAUUCACCAGAUGAUAGAUCCAGAUCUAGGGGACAGCUAUGAUUUUAGAGAGCUCAAAGGUCUUUUGGCAGUUGCAAAGAUGUGUGUCCAAUCCAUUCACAAGCCAACAAUAAAGACCCCUCAAAUUUUGUGGUUUCUACAAAAGAAACUGGGCAUUAGCCAAGGAGUUCCUGCCUCCAGUAGCUGAAAAACCUGGACGAAUUCCCUCAUUUUUAUUUGAGCAAUUUGUUAAAAUUAGCAUUAUACAUCAUUGCUUCUGUAAGUACACACAAAAGAUUUUUCUGUAAUUAGUCUUGGGGAUUAUCUAGAAUUCAUUAGUCCCGUAAGCACUCUUUAGCACCUUCAGUUGCAUGUAAGCCUAUAUUUUCAGUUUGUAGAAGCAGAAACAAGACACAUUGUGCACACCUUGUGCAAAAUCAGAUGUGAGUUUAUUUCUUUUUCCCU